AUGCACGUAAAGCCCCUGGUGGUGAAGAAUAUUGUGUUAAGAAAUGGCACUGAGGUCUUUGACUCCUGGGAGAAGCCCCCUCUGCCUGUGUACACCCAGUUCUAUUUCUUCAAUGUCACCAAUCCAGAGGAGAUCCUCAGAGGGGAGACCCCUCGGCUGGAAGAAGUGGGUCCAUACACCUACAGGGAACUCAGAAACAAAGCAAAUGUUCAAUUUGGAGAUAACGGAACAACAAUAUCCGCUGUUAGCAACAAGGCCUAUGUUUUUGAACGAAACCAAUCUGUGGGAGACCCUAAAAUUGACUUAAUUAGAACAUUAAAUAUUCCUGUUUUGACCCUCAUAGAAUGGGUGCAGGUCCACUUCUUCAAGCAGAUCAUCGAGGCCUUGCUGAGAGCCUAUCAGCAGAAUCUCUUCAUGACUCACACAGUCGACGAGUUGCUCUGGGGCUACAAAGAUGAGAUCUUGUCCCUCAUCCAUAUUUUCAGACCUGACAUCUCUCCCUAUUUUGGCCUAUUCUAUGGGAAAAAUGGAACUAAUGAUGGAGACUAUGUUUUUCUAACUGGAGAAGACAAUUACCUUGACUUUACAAAGAUUGUUGAAUGGAAUGGAAAAACGUCACUUGAGUGGUGGGCCACAGACAGGUGCAACAUGAUUAAUGGAACAGAUGGAGAUUCUUUUCAUCCAUUAAUAACCAAAGAUGAAGUCCUUUAUAUCUUCCCAUCUGAUUUUUGCAGGUCAGUGUAUAUAACUUUCAGUGGCUUUGAGAGUGUACAGGGACUGCCUGCUUUCCGGUAUAAGGUGCCUGCAGAAAUAUUAGCCAAUACCUCAGACAAUGCCGGCUUCUGCCUCCCUGAAGGAAACUGCCUGGGCUCAGGAGUUUUGAAUGUUAGCAUCUGCAAGAAUGGUGCACCCAUUAUUAUGUCUUUCCCACACUUUUACCAAGCAGAUGAGAGGUUUGUUUCUGCCAUAGAUGGCAUGCAUCCAAAUAAAGAAGAUCAUGAGACAUUUGUGGACAUUAAUCCUAGUGUUUUAAUUGAUAAAGAGACUGCGAGUCGACUCAAGUCUGUGAUUAACACUACUUUGAUUGUCACCAACAUACCCUACAUCAUCAUGGCGCUAGGUGUGUUCUUUGGCUUGGUCUUCACCUGGCUUGUGUGCAGAGGGCAACAGGGAUCCAUGGAUGAGGGAACGGCAGAUGAAAGAGCGCCCCUCAUACGAACCUAACUAUCAUCUGAGCUUGCUGAAGGGAGCGUGGGAGCUGUCCGGACUUGGACCAUAACGUGGGAGACCCUCUGCGUCCUCACAGGCGUGUUGCCUGUUGGAAGGAGGGAAAAGGCACAGCGCUGGCAAGUGAUGAGGGCGUCCCAGCCAGAGGUUAAAGAGCAGGCUGACAUGGCUGGCUGUUAUGCUUUAUAAAAUCAUGUGGUCUCUGAAACUGUUUUUCAUGUUUAUUUAAUAAACACUUGUAUAGUAAUUUUUUUUGUUGGGUGCUGGUAGCUCCAAAAUUUUGACCACUGUUGUAGGUAUAAUGUCUCUGCAUUACUUGUUAAUGUUACUUGGUCUUUUAUUCAGUAUGCUUCUUUCACUGAAUUUUGUGCUCGAAAUACACAGAUAUAUUUUAUGUUGUAUUCCUCCAUUUCACUUCCAAAACAGAAGUAAAUAAGAGUUUGGAACCCAGGGGAGAAUGGUAUCCUCAUUCAAUACAUUAUUCCAAUGCAGCUGAUUUCCUCUUUUAAAACAUUGCAUAUUGCAUUUUAAGCUAAUCUUCAGUUCAUUUUCCUUUAGGAAAAUAACUCAGACUUCCGACUACUUUUAUACUACGUAGGGAUCAAGCAAGGAGGGGAUUGGGUGGGGUGGUACCCUUAAGUUGAUAGUGAUAAGCUCCUAAUGAUUUUUAACUUGUAUUUUGUGAACCAGGAGAACGUAUAAAUAAUGUUGGUGAGGAUAAGUUCAGAUAUUCCAUAUAGAGUAGAACUAAAUGCUAGUUAUGACACUUGUUGUUAGUUAAGUGUUAUUUUUUAGUGAAAAUGAUCUUGAUGUGAAAAGAUGCUUCUGGGAGAGUGUAAUCAGUAACUGAUUUUUUCCCCCAGUCACCUCUGCCAAGUAUGAUUCUGUAUUAAUUACAAUACCAUCGAGUGAUUAUUUGUAAAAUUAUGAAUAUAGGAAAUUAUCCAUCCACAGUCUAGGUUACACAUAAAGUUCAGGCAGAUUGACUACAGUAAAGAGACAUUUCUUCUGGAGCAGUUUCCUUGUUAACUUUGAAAUAUUUUUAUAAGUUCUUUCCUCAGAUCCAGUUCCUUUCAGCCUUUGGUGGCUCACUGUCACUUCCUGAAAAAUAGAGAAAAAUUUGCUUUACAUUUUCUGUAACAAUCAUUUUGCUGACAGAUGGACGGGUGUUUAAAGUAUUGGACAGAAAGUGCUUUUAAAGAAAGGUCCCCUGAUGCCAGAAGCUGAACCACCUCUCUUUAAAAGACUUCUUGGCUUUCAGUGUAAUGUAAGUUAGAGGAUUGGGAACUAUUGAAUGUCACAGUGUUCAGAAUUCAAUAUAUUUAAGGGCAUUUUCUUUGAUUCUCUCAUUCAUUUUUAAUUGAGAAGGCUAUAUAGCUAUCUGUCAAAGUGCUUAUAGAAUACUGAAUCAUUCUAAGAAAUUUUUUGUACAAAACUGAAUUUCAGUGUAAGCAAAUGAAGAAAAAAAAUCAUGGCUUCCACUUACAUAGCUUCUGAUCCCUGUAUGGAGGUGAUAAAUUGCCUUAAUUUACAUGCCCCAAUUCUCUCUUUCUACACUAAAGCAAUAUAUGGUGUGUUUAUCUUCUUGAAGGAACAAUUCAUUAAGCUCUCAACUUUUCUAUAAAUUGAGAUAGAACCUUUACAUACCCUGAAUCAGCAAAAUGUAAAAAACAAAAUAAAAAAUAUUUGGUCUUCAAUAACGCUAAAUAUUUAAAUUUUGGGAAUUUAUUAAUACUUAACAUCGUAUUCUUUAUGCAUCUACUUAUUCACACUAAUAAAAUUGAUAAGCCAGUGUGUACUCAUUGGUUCAGUCCUAUUAUCAGGAUAUAUCAUCUAUGAGGAGGAAAUUUUUAUAUACGGCAAGUGGUAGCAGUUAAUGAUGGAUACACAUUUAGACUGAAUCCCACACAGGCAGGGAGACAAAACAUAUUAAUUCCAUAUUUAUGUCAUGAUUCUUAAUAGGUGGCUUGCUUAAAAUCACAUUUGAUAUUUUCCUUCCGAAGUCUGUGGUAAAUCCGUAAACUGCAGUCACAAUUAGAAUAGACUGGUUGAGAAGAAUGAAUGUCCCUAUGGGGUUUUGGGUUGAAAAUAAACUUUUCCUCACGCUCAUUCUCUUGCAGCUAUUAUCUUGGAAAGACCCCCAGAGGUUUUGUGAUUGUCAGCAGUGUCACGAUCACAGAAUGCAGGCACCAUGAUACUCAAAGGGGGAGAAACCAAGAGAGUGCUUAACUCACCUCUCUCAGGGAAAAUUGGGAGUUGAGCACAGUACAGGAAAUGGGCUUUGCCACUUUUAGUUCCAGGCUUUUCUCAGUAGAUUUUAUAUCCUUGUGUUCUAGAAAGAUCACUAAUGGUCGAGUAGAACAAGUUCUACACAACUAACCCCUAUUGGGGUUUUUACUUAAGGGAGGCUAAUUUUUAAUUUAAAUUGCUCGAGAUAUGCAUUCUACAAAAGUAAGUCUCAUACUUGGCCCUCUGGCCAUUAUUACUAGAGUAAAUUGCUUGUGCUUAUUAAAGGGAAUACUGAACAGAAAGCUCUUCAUGUAGCUUAUACAGUUGGUGCAUUUCAUGUGAUUCUUGACAUGUUUACUUCCACCCUUAAUGCAAUGAAAUGUUUCACUAAUAAAAAAAACUUUAUAUAAAA
This is a messenger RNA of Galeopterus variegatus (Sunda flying lemur), 3868 nucleotides long. RefSeq names its product scavenger receptor class B, member 2 (gene SCARB2). Gene Ontology annotation, molecular function: scavenger receptor activity. Lineage: Eukaryota; Metazoa; Chordata; Mammalia; Dermoptera; Cynocephalidae. Bases 1 to 1224 code for a protein of 407 amino acids. Gene Ontology annotation, biological process: receptor-mediated endocytosis; protein targeting to lysosome. Gene Ontology annotation, cellular component: cytoplasm; membrane; lysosome. The record is from RefSeq and is a predicted model, not a curated record. The transcript is spliced from 11 exons.